Messenger RNA from Venturia canescens, 2476 nucleotides. RefSeq names its product L-threonine dehydratase catabolic TdcB-like (gene Srr). Gene Ontology annotation, biological process: L-serine catabolic process; L-threonine catabolic process. The transcript is spliced from 6 exons. NCBI's taxonomy places the organism in Eukaryota, Metazoa, Arthropoda, Insecta, Hymenoptera, Ichneumonidae. Gene Ontology annotation, molecular function: L-serine ammonia-lyase activity; threonine deaminase activity. The record is from RefSeq and is a predicted model, not a curated record. Bases 79 to 1521 code for a protein of 480 amino acids.
CAACCUCCAGUCGGAGAGAGUGCAUCGAUUCAUUAGGAAUCACGUUUCAUAAAGUCCGCAAAUUAACGACACAAAGUUAUGGGUGACACGAGAAAAAAAAGAACUUUGCCCGAUUUGGCUGAAAUGAAGAAUAAGAAUUCGGCAGCGAGAAAAUCCCGACGAAAUUGUGCAUCUGAAGUUAUAUUAAACGAAAAAAAUGAACUGGUCGAUCCAUUCUGCGUGGAGAACGAGCCUCAAGUCCUUAGCUUUGAAGAUGUCAGUUCAGCAGCCUUCAAAAUCAAAGGUGGCAUCAUCAAUACACCGUGUGUGCAAUCACGUUUGUCCGACGAAACGGGUGUGGAUCUUUACCUGAAAAAGGAUUUUCUUCAAGUAACGGGUAGCUUCAAAGAGCGUGGGGCUCGUUAUGCUUUGUUGAUGCUUUCCGAGGAUAGCAAACAGAAAGGAGUGAUUUCCGCAUCGUUGGGGAAUCACGCUCUCGCGCUUUGCUAUCACGGCUCGAGGCUCGGAAUUUCUGUGACCGUAGUUAUGCCAAUCGUCGCGCCAAUCAUGAAGAUCGCUUCGUGUCGCCAGUACGGGGCUAAUGUGAUUGUUGAGGGCGCCAACAUGGCAGAGGCGAAGCAAAUAGCACUCAUGCAAGCCAAAGAGCACGGUUUGACCUACAUAAACGGAUAUGACCAUCCACAUAUAAUGGCAGGUCAGGGGACUUUAGGUUUGGAGAUAUUUGAACAGGUGCCUAACAUUGAUGCAGUCGUAGUUCCCGUCGGUGGAGGUGGACUCGUCGCUGGUGUCGCUACGGCUUUGAAAACGCUGAGUCCUGGAGUGACCGUAAUCGGUGUCGAAUCCGAAAGGUGUCCAAGUUUUUCGGUAGCUCGAGAGGCUGGAAAACCAAGCUUCAUACCGAUCGAUUCGACCCUAGCGGAUGGCCUCGCAGUCCCGAUGGUCGGCUACAACGCUUACGCGACCGCAAAUCCUCUCAUCGACAAAUUGGUUAUCGUCAAUGAAGAAUGGAUUGCUAGAGCGAUACUAAGACUCGUAGAACGUGAAAAAUGCAUCGUUGAAGGGGCAGGAGCAACAGGACUUGCCGCGAUUCUCGCUGGACAGCUCGACGAACUUAAGGGAAAAAGAGUGGUGAUAUUACUCUGCGGUGGAAAUAUCGACACGACGAUCUUAGGCCGGUGUUUAGAGCGAGGACUGGCGGCCGAAGGGAGGCUGCACAAAUUCACAGUGACAGUGUCGGACCGCCCAGGUGGAAUAGCCGAAUUGUGUAAGAUGUUGGCAGGAAUCGGCGUUUCGAUAAAAGACAUUAUGCACGAAAGAGCGUGGAUAAAGUCGGACGUAUUUACAGUUGCUGUUAAAGUAGUUUGUGAAACGCGGGAUAUCGAGCAUGCGAAUACUCUCAAAGAAAUGUUGCAUAAAAACUACGGGAACGUAGUUUUCGGCCAUGACAAUUUGCCGAAUUCGAUCACACCGGAAGCUCCGACAGUUUCGAUCAUUCAAGACUCCACGGGGACGCAUGUUUAACUUCUUCUUCAAUGGAAGAAAAUGGAUUUCGCGAUUCAGGAGCGUUUUCGAUCGUUGGAACCAUCUCCGAGUAAAUUCGACGACGAGAAAAUUGUUCCGAUUGGAAGCAAUACGAGAAAGAAAUAAUUACUUGUGCCAAUCUUACUUGCAACCGGAAAGUAAUGAAAAAACAUCUCUGCCGGAUCUCUUUUAUCUCAAAAAUGAUUUUAACGCGGUUUUUUAAUUAUCAAAAUAAAUGAGAAUGAUUAUUACAUAAGGCAGCUCGACCUCCGACCUCGGAAGACACGGUUAUGAUAAACUCUGACGAUUAAAAUGGGAGUGAACUCACACUUUCGUCAUUAUGACCAAAAUGAGAUGAAAUGUACAUAGAUAUAGGGGACGUUACUUUGCGCACGUAUAUAUACGUACGGGGAACGGGAGGAAUGUAGAGCUGGCCGUUGCCGCGGCGGCCAAACUAAUUACAAACAAUGUUUUAUGUAUCUUCGAGUUCGAAGUUGGCAAAGCCAUUCAUUAAAAUGCGCACAAUGCCGAUGGAAUAAUUUAGUGCGGCGUGUAUAUUGCUCUGCGAGGCAUUUGAAUCAAAUCAGUCUGGUGGCGGUAAUUAAGGGGAUUUCUUUUAUUGUCAAGUAGGGCCGACGGUCCGGCACCUGAAUAAAAUACACUCUUAUAUUAUCGUCGGUGAAACAUUGAAAUUUCCGAGCUUCGCGACGUCGUUGUACCAAUUCUUCACGAGCUACGUCUUCGUGUUUCUUACUAAGUUCCAAAUUUACGGUGAAACUUUGUUCGGAACUGAGCAAAUCAAUCAUGAUAUUUAUAUUUUAAUGCGGCUAUUGAUAUGAAUUGGAAAUAUUCAUAAUCCCACGAGAAAUCUGCUGUUUCUCUGACAGACACUUGUGAAAUGUUUAAAUUUAUCAAAAUGGAAUUGAAACAUUAAAUCAGUGUGUGUGUGUGUGUG